Messenger RNA from Phaedon cochleariae (mustard beetle), 3955 nucleotides. The record is from the annotation of a GenBank genome assembly. NCBI's taxonomy places the organism in Eukaryota, Metazoa, Arthropoda, Insecta, Coleoptera, Chrysomelidae.
GUGAUGAUAAGAUGUCAUUGUCAUAAUGUCAUAAACAAACAGGCAUCUUUGGUGUGAAAGUUGUGUAUAAUUUUUGUUUGAUUCAAUUUCUCAAUGAAAAGUGGCUAUUUCAUUAUAAAUAAAGGUCUUCAAGAAGAGUAUUAUGGAUGUUAUAUUUAUAAAAUCUAAAUAGAAAUGACCAGUUUGACUUUGGCAUUAGAUAAUAUUGAUGUUAUUGAAAAUACCGAACAAAUUAGUAAACUGUUUCCAAAGUGUAGACCAAGAAGCGACAUUAACUUAAAUCCUAUAAUAGCCUCGGGAAGAGACCAUGAAUGUAUUGAAAACACGACAAAUACUGUCAUGAAUAUCGACAGUGAAAAUGAUAGGAUAAUCGAAAUAGCUGGCGGAAGAGAAAUAUAUUCCCAGAGUCGAAGCAAGGCGUUGAGAAAGUCUCGCAGCUCCCUAGCAAGCGAAGAUGGGCAGAAGAAGAGCCCGAAAUCGCCCAUGAGACAGGGGGUUUGGGAAUUACGUAGCCGAAACGAGGCUAAAAAACUACGCAAUUCCCGAGACUACACCGAAACAGUAUUUUCAUCCGAAGUUUGUUCCGUGGCACAUGAACAAAAUGAGGAGCCCGUCGUAGAGACGACCAGCCCUGUAAACAUGACGUUCCCAGGAGAAGUGGUCGUCUUCGAUGACAUCGGCGAGAAUUGGCAUGUGGACGAUAAGAGGCGGAUACACAAGGAUCAAUCCAAUCACACUGCCACGAAAAUGUUCAAUGCUAGCGACACGGACUCAGAGAGAGUCGCCAAGGUCAUAGGGAAUUUGCCCAUAGCCGUUUACGAAGGCUCACCUCGGAGAUAUGGUCAAAGACACACGGAAUCGAUUUGUUCUCACCCGCAGCUUCCUAGUGCACAAAGCUUAUUAGCCUCUCCUAGCGUUUACCCACCCAGGCCGGGUUUCCCACAAAGAAUUAUCAGCACACCUAGUCCCAUAGAGAAUGAAUCCAGAGAAACCACCCUCAAUAUGGAAAAUAAUUCCUAUAACAAUAAGACUUCACCACCUAACACUGCAACUUCGACUUUUGAUUACCUUUACGAGUUUUCCGAAACACGAAAAGUCCUAGAAGAGUUCUUCAAAUGUCCCCCAUCCGAGGAAGAAAACAGACUAGAGGUGGAAUUCCAAGAUUUAGAGUACGAACUUAGACGACAAGCCGGCGACUCCGGCAAUUCGUAUGUGGGACAGAGACUCGCUAAAAAUCUACCGGGGGAGAAUGAAUUCUGUAUGCGGAUUGAUUCCCCCCCAAGAAAAUGUAUGAACAACACUAACAUACCUAGCAUACAGGAUCAUGAUAUUACAGAGCAUGACAACAAUUUUUUGGAUCUGUCUAUUGGGACAGGUUCUAGUGGUGAAUUAGGUGAGACCGAGGUAGGUCUACAAGUAGGACAUAGUAGGAAUUUUACCCUUUCCCCAGAAACAACAGACUGUGACUCUAAUUGUGGAGAUUUAGAUAGUGAAGUAUCUCUAAUGCUUAUGGAAAAUGACAUGGGACCUUCUGGUGGCCUCUUAGGGUCAAACGCAGACUUAGCUAUUCCUAGUGAUUCUUUACGCUUAUACUCUAGUAUGCCAGUAUUAGAAGAUGGUUUAUCGUCAGGUCAUGCUAGUGACACUGAUAACAAUAAUCCUACAGUGAUGCUCAUGAAGCGGCAAAUUACGGAAAUUGAACGUGAAAUAAACCAAGGCAUUUGCAAAUCGAAUUCCACAAAAACGAACGAAAAUGGUUUGUCGCCCACAAAUGAAAUACAAAAUGCUUCACCAAUCGAUAUCAUCAAUGGUUGUGCUAGUAGUUUUGAAGAACCCAUGACUAUUUCACAAACCGAUUCACUUGAAAAAACCCCUCCGCCUCCAGCUCCAGCACCCCACCGCUUGAUUCAAGGGGAAAAACCUAGUGAAGUUGAGGCAGCUAUAAAGGAUAUCAGGCUGACUUUGCAAAGAACCAAGACAUUACCUUUGCAGCGUCAUCCUGAGGAGGAGAAUGAAGAGAUUGCAGCGAGUCCCAUAUGGAUACCGAGUCAUUUCAGGCAAAGGGGCAUGUCGACUGCUAGCGGUGAUUCGGAGAGGAAAGCUAAUAGUGGUGCUGAAGAAGAAGAGAAUGACACAGAUUUGGAAACAGACCGCCUUCUGGGGCAACAGAGAACAGAUGACCAAGGUUUUUACGAUGACAAGGAUAAAGACAAUAAAAAGAAAGGGAGAAAUAAAGAAGAUGUCAUACAACGUUCAGUAUUGAUAGAGGGCGUGCUGUUUCGGGCAAAGUACUUGGGUUCGACUCAAUUGGUCUGUGAAGGACAACCUACGAAAACUACCAGAAUGAUGCAAGCUGAAGAAGCAGUAUCUAGAAUAAAGGCACCUGAUGGCGAAACCCAGCCCAGCACAGAAGUUGACCUAUUUAUCUCAACGGAAAAGAUAAUGGUCCUCAACACAGAUCUCAAGGAAAUCAUGAUGGACCACGCUCUGAGAACCAUCUCCUAUAUAGCAGAUAUAGGCGACUUGGUGGUUCUCAUGGCCAGACGUAGGUUUGUGCCUCACGAAAUGGAAGAGGCCCCGAAAAUCAAUCGGACCCCCAAAAUGAUAUGCCACGUUUUCGAAAGCGAAGAGGCCCAAUUCAUCGCCCAGUCGAUCGGACAAGCAUUCCAGGUGGCUUACAUGGAAUUUUUGAAAGCCAACGGCAUCGAGGACCACAGCUUCGUCAAAGAAAUGGACUACCAAGAAGUGUUGAAUUCCCAGGAAAUAUUCGGUGAUGAGUUGCAGAUGUUUGCCAAGAAAGAAAUGCAAAAAGAGGUUGUGGUGCCCAAAGCAAAAGGGGAGAUCCUGGGUGUGGUCAUCGUGGAAUCGGGCUGGGGCUCGAUGCUGCCAACAGUUGUAAUAGCGAAUCUCGCUCCCAGUGGGGCGGCCGCCAGAUGCGGCCAACUGAACAUCGGCGACCAAAUCAUAGCGAUAAACGGCGUGAGUCUCGUGGGACUGCCCCUGUCUACCUGUCAAACGUACAUAAAGAACUCCAAGAACCAAACCGUGGUCAAGUUGACCGUCGUGCCGUGCGCUCCGGUGGUCGAGGUCAAGAUAAAGAGGCCGGACACGAAGUAUCAGCUUGGGUUCAGCGUGCAGAACGGGGUCAUAUGCAGCCUGCUGCGUGGUGGUAUUGCAGAGAGAGGAGGCGUGAGAGUGGGGCAUAGGAUUAUCGAGAUAAAUAAUCAAAGUGUAGUUGCAGUUCCUCAUGAGAAAAUUGUCAACCUAUUGGCCACUUCGGUGGGAGAAAUCCUGAUGAAAACAAUGCCGACUUCCAUGUUUCGUUUGCUUACUGGUCAAGAGAAUCCUGUAUACAUCUAAGUUGAAAUAAACCAAGGUUCGAAAGUGCCUACUUGUAGUUGAUAUUGAACUGUCCUUGGGAAUUGUUUUGAUUUUGAUAAUGCUUGAGUCGCAGAUCGAUAUAUUUUUUAUUGUUAGUAUAAGUUCUACAGACUGAAGACAAUACAAGCAAAAGAACUGCGCUCUGCACAAAAUCGUUUGCGCUGAGCUUUCGUGAUAGACCAUAUCUCUGCUUUGUCGCGUCAUUAGUUCAUUCGUUUUAGCUCACGUUGAGAAAAAAAUCUCAGGUUCUGUUGCUCGUUUUCAGAGGAUUCUUAUUCGUCCAUAUACCCCUGGUUGUGCGAAAAUAUCUCAAUAUACUUAUUUCUAGGAGUUGUAUAGGUUUAAAAAUUAUUGCUCACAUUUUCUUGAUCAUCUAGAUUCUAGCACAUGAAAUCAUUUUUUUAUUCAUACGAUGAUCAUGGUUCAUCUUGAUGUUUUCACAAUCCAAAAUUGGAAUUCCGAACUCAAACAAUUGUAAAGCCAUUUUUCUUGUAGGUACAAAAACCUUCCUGGUUUUCAUGAAACUUGGUUUCUCUUGACGUGUAAAAAUGCGCUCUAAUUUGUGUUAUACAGG